AUGUUCCACCUGACGGACUUCAGUGACAAGGCAGCAACAGACACGUGGCAAGCGAAUGCUUCCCUGCACCAUGAUGUUCCGUCCGCGCAUUUCCACAUUCGGAAAUUCCUGUUUGAGCAUGCGGCUCGACUGUCCAUUCAGGAAGCACUGUUCGCGUAUCAGGAGGAAACGGGGAUUGGUACCGGGCCUGAAUACGAGUAUCCGAAGACGGCAAAAGAGGACCCCGAGACUCCGAUUGUGGACGCACCGGGCCCCGAGGAAGGGAAGGGAGGAGAGGACGCACCGGGGGAGGACGCUCCUGAGCUGACGGAGAAAGAAAUUGAAGAGGAAGAGUCCUUGGAGCAAGAGGCGGCCGGGGAAUGGACCGAGGACAUGGCACAGAACGUUCCGCAGCCAGGCGAUGUGCCCACUGGGAUACCCGAGGACACCGAGAGACUGCCUAGUGACCGAGGCUAG
This is a messenger RNA of Closterium sp. Naga37s-1, 456 nucleotides long. Lineage: Eukaryota; Viridiplantae; Streptophyta; Zygnematophyceae; Desmidiales; Closteriaceae. The record is from the annotation of a GenBank genome assembly.